GCGGCAAGCAGCAAGUUGGUGUGAGGCCGCCGUACCGUCCUGAUUUAGCUCCAGGAGGUUCCGUCCGUUGCGGUGUGUUGUGUGUGUUUUACUUGGAUGGGCGCUUAACUUUGUGAACAGUGCGCCGCCUUAAUUUGGAUACUCGGUUCCGGAUCCAGCGGUUCACCCAGCCGAACAUGCAACAUUUGAAACAAUACUUGAACUAAUCCACUGAGCUGAAUUUAAAGAUGCCUCAGUUUCUAGUCUUGUUCUACGCACUGUUCCUCUUCCAAUCGGCGGCGUCUCAGUCCAACUAUGCCGACCAAGCCAACAACAUCGAAUACCAAGGGAAAGGUCUUCCGGACCAGGCCACUUUGGACGGCAAAGUCACGAAACUAGAUGAUCUCAGCCCUGUAAUUUUCCUCAACCGUACAAAAGCCGCUCUUAACUGUGCCGCGGGCUCCAUGCAGAUAGAACUCAAAUUCAACGAUAAAUUCUACGGGAUAGCCUAUGCUGACUUUGACAGGAACUCGGCCUGUCAGGUCUACGGCAAAGGUGGCUACAGCUACAAGCUCGAGCUGCCGCUGAAGGGAUGCGGAACGAAGCAAGAUCCUCAACGUGUGUUCACUAACAACAUCGUAGUGAGGUUCCACCCCGGUUUAGAGAUCGACGGCGACGAAAUCAUCACCAUAGUGUGCCGAUACCCACCACCAGUGGCCCCCUUGCCAGACCCCCUGAUCGAGUUCAACAAACAACCCAUCGCACCCGCUCAAAUCCUCGAACCAGUACUGCGGCCCUUCCAAAUCCUCCUCAUCUUCUGCGGCAUCCUCUUCUUGUCGCUCCUCCUACUAGGUCUAGGAUGCUCCUACUACUGCCUCCGGCGACGCAACAUGACCGUCAUCCGAAAACACCCAUUCCCUUCGGUGGCCGACUCGGAAAUCACGAAACUCUCAGGCAGCUCUCUUGGAAACUUAUCCAUGUUCGAAGGCUUGAAGAUCCCCCGAGUCAACGCGCCAGUGGUGGCCGCCGCCGAAAGUAGUUCCGGCAGCGAAGGGCUGCUAAUCCCUUCGGAUUACCCCUCGGAGUCGCACUCGGAGGCGGAAGACGCUCGUUCACUGCCACCAUCGUCGGGUGGCAGCUACGAAAACCAGGCUUAUCUCCCUGAUAACACCAGUUUCUACAGCGAGGGGUAUGGACAAACCCAGGAACAACACAUUCACAACGCCACCGCGAUUGCGUCAACCGUACCGAGAUUGCCGUUGGCAGUACCGAAGGACCAACCCAAAUUUGAUGUCCAGGUUCGUGUGAAACGCGCGCCGCCGUCGCCGCCAAGCUUGAGCAUUUCGGAUACGGAGAGUUCUGUGGCCAGGACGGAGCGGAACUUGUCGACGAUUUUGGAACAAAGGGAGGAUAGUUUGAGGUCGUUCGAUUCUCCGUUGCCUGUGGAGAGGACUCAGUUUACUUACGUACCGGAGUUGCAUCCACCGCCUAGACACGUCCAACCAGCACCUACUUUCAACAGGAUUUUGCGAAGACAACAAGAGUUGCAGGAGGUGGAACCACCGAGGAUUCAACCCGCUAGGUCUAUAGCGUCGUUGAAUACGGAGAUGACGGAUACUCACUCCAUGACGGAGAUUAUCGAUGAUAGUCAUAGUAGGUUUGUGGCGCCUGCACCACCCCCGCCGCCGCCAAUCGUGCCAAGACAAGAGUACAUGGUUGAUAUGGGACCACCGACUCCGUUGGAACCACCAAUCGCGAUUGUGCACAAACCGGAAAUUACGUCUCACGUGGUGGAUGACGUUUUCCUACGCACGAUCACCGAGAAGAAGACCAUUGAAGAUAUAGAACGUCACAAGAGACUGAUCACUGAGUACCACACCCGUGCCAAACCGGUGGUUGAACAACACUGGGACGUUACUAUUAAGAACUACCCAAUGGAGAUGCCGGAACCACCAGACUGGGAGAACUUCUCUGAUAUUUCGUCAGCGUCUGGAAUGACUUUGACACCGAAACUCGAACGUGCCAAUUUGAGUCUGCCUCCGCAGAACACCAUCGACGAUAAUAAAUUGCCUUUGAACUCCCCAGAGCUCGUUGGAAGCAUCUCCCAGCACCCCGUUCCUCCAACUCCGGCGAAUUUCCUCUCCACUUUUAAUAUUCCGUUAGAAAACCCGCAAGUACCCAAUUGGAACGUCCUGAUUCGGGUUUUCCAACCCACCGAGAAUGAAGAAGGUCCAGUAAUUGAAAGUGCCGAAACUUUCAACUCGCAGCUCACCCUUUCUGAUAAGAUGAAGUGGCGCCAGAUUAUCACCACAGAGUCGACUCUUCGUACUCUUCUCACUGAAGCCGUAGUACGUGAGGACUUCGAACGAAUCCGACAAGACACCCGUUACGAGAAGCUUUUUGAACCCCAGAAGUGGGACGUGAUUAUUAGAAUCCUCACUCCUGUGGAUAAACCCAAGAGUCAGAGUCGCUUCCGCAAGAAGACUGACUGGGAUACUAGAAGUAGACGCAGUAGUUUACCGACUUUGUACGAGUACGACUCGGAUGGUGGUAGUUCCGUGCGUACUUUAACUCAAGAACCAAUUGUACACUCGUUGGUACCACUCAGAUCUAGGAAGACGAGUCGUUCGAGCUAUCGCAGCGAAGUCGAUUUGAGAUCCAUGUCUGAAAUGACUGUAGAUUUUGGACGACCGGAGGAUAGUCACUCGGAAAGUUCGAGCUACUAUCCGGGUACUGGAAGGUACUACGACGAUUCUGAGGUGGAAAUGGAGUACAAGAGCGCGUCUUCGCACCACCCGUCUUUAGCCAGAUCGCUGAGUCAACCCAGUCUGGCUAGAUCAGCUAGCGAGUUUACGGAACGGUGGAUAGCACCUUCACGGUACGACACCGCUAGUGAGUUCACGAGUCCAGAAGCUACCCCUAAGUCGCAGAGGAGUAGCAGGAUACAGCCGUUGCAUGUUCCCAGAGGAACGGGAGAGCACACGGCCAUGUGGCAAGCUAGUGCCAGCAGCCAGGUGACGCAACGACCUGGAAUGACCACACAAGUGGUGACUAAAGAGUUCCGGAGCGAGGCUUCCACGAGCUUCAUGGGAGCAAGAAAGAACUGGUUUGGGGAUAACGACAGUGAAGCUAGUUUCAAAUAAGGACUAACUUUCAUACUAAUUUAGUUCUAACUUAAUUAAUUAACUGCCCUGUUUUAUAUUUACAUGAAUACGUUUUUAUAAUUUUAGUAACUAGAAUGCUGUGAUAACGUCUGUAAGGUACGAUUUGGAUGAUGGUUUUUUUUUUUGAGGAAUUUUGACAAGGGCUUCGACCCGUUUGUCCACUUUUCCACGGGGCUUGUGGGGAACUGAACAAGUGGGUGCUUACUAAAUCUACGAUCUAGUUAUAAGUUUCUAAUUCAGGUACGAUUCGUACGCUCAAUUUCUUUGUGUGGUGGUGGGGUCGACGGGCUUCUGAUGCAAUCUACUUAACCUCGCUGUCAUUGUAAGUUAACUAGCUACUUAUUUUUAUAGAUUUUUUUUAUUUAAUGUAAACUUACAGGUGCUAUUACAUUUAUACGAAAUGUUUGUAACAUUUUUAUGAAAUAAAUUAAUUUAAUUAAUAAAGGCUUACACUACUA
This is a messenger RNA of Zophobas morio, 3601 nucleotides long. RefSeq names its product papillote (gene pot). The record is from RefSeq and is a predicted model, not a curated record. The transcript has 6 exons. The coding region runs from base 228 to 3122 and encodes 964 amino acids. Lineage: Eukaryota; Metazoa; Arthropoda; Insecta; Coleoptera; Tenebrionidae.